This is a messenger RNA of Ectocarpus sp. CCAP 1310/34, 933 nucleotides long. NCBI's taxonomy places the organism in Eukaryota, Phaeophyceae, Ectocarpales, Ectocarpaceae. The record is from the annotation of a GenBank genome assembly.
GUUUCUUUUGGAGUUGAUGCCUCUUUGCGGCGGCGUUCGUAUUUUCAAACCCGUGCACUGCUGUUGUGCCGCACGGGCGCGGGAAUUUGAACACACGCGGGCGGAACAGACGUAGCUCUCAGACUCCCAGCACGCCGGUGUACAGACCUCCCACGCCAUGCCGGCUACGGAAUCUCUGCUGCUAGACAAGAACCCCCUGUUGACGGCGGCUUUGGAGUUGUUUAGUUCCGGAAUCGGCGAUGGAUUGACGAUGAAGGAAGUUGUCAGGCAGCUGCAGACGGUCGCUCUCUGCUAUACCGCGAUGGGAGUCAAGAGGAACGCAGGAGAGAUAGACAGCAAGAAGAGAGAGGCGCUGCUACUCAAGGCAUACAAGGACGACGUCGUGCCUGGCUUUCUGAAAUGGUUGUCGGAGGAGGGUGAUUGUACAACCCCGCCCUGGCUGACGAUGGAGAUGAUGGGCCGGGUUGCUGUACAUACAUGUAGGCACCAAUGGCACAGGAACGCCGGUGCGGAAGAGCAAGGGGAAAGAGAAACAGCAGCAACCGAAAGAUGAAGAACCAAAGCUGUACAAGGACGGGAAGAAGAUCUGGGCAAGGUACCUGGAUGCCUUCCGCGACAUCAGGAAGGAUGCCAACCCCGUGUACGACAAAACCAUCGGGGACCAACCGGGCGGGACCCCUCCAUCUGGAGAGCAGUAUGCCGACCAGCUUGACGAGUUACUGCAGGCGUUGUGGGAAUACCAAUGCAGAGAAAAAAAUAAAACCGUGGAAGUGACCGCGGAGGAGAAGGAAUUCUUGCGCGCACGUGGCCCCUCGGCGGCGAAGGGCAAGGGUACGGGAAGAGGUUCCUCGGCCGUCGACGUAGACCUCUCUUCCACGGACGGGGAGGUCGUACAAGGUACGGAGAAGGAGGGAGGGGGUGCGGACGCGGGGA